AUGUCAGGUGUUGUCUGCGCCUGGGCAAACCUGUCAGAGGAAGCGGUGGAAUGGUACGAGAACGAAUUCUUGCCGCAACAGCGCAACGUGGAAGCUAUGCACUCGAUACAUUGCGAAGUCACUGCGAGCGGCAUGGAGCAUGAGCCAGUCGGAAAACUAGAUGCGCCAUGGCCCUUCCUUACAGUCUACGAAGUCAAAGAUGUUGCCCGGACAAACAAAAAAGUCGAUGUCGUGUCUGAUCACCUGGAGGCGGCAAAAAUUGAUCCGCUCAAGCAUGUGAACUUCGACGUCAGGUCAUACCGAGAAGUCAAAAGGUGGCAGAACGAAGAAUUUGAGGGCAACGGAAGUCCAGACAUCGAACACGUCGCGAGCAUAGCAGCCAUGGAAUGGACGGUCGAUGAUGCCAAAGAAGAGGAAGUUUUGAAGUAUUACUAUGAAGUCGUUGGACCUACCAUUUCCAGCUCACCUGAUGUGCUGCGUUUUCGUCUCUUUAAGCUCGACCGUGCAGUCGUUGUGGACAAAGACCAGAAAAGAACUUGUUUGGAUAACAAGAAUCUUCACAAAUACUUUACUCUCGUCGAGCUCGAAUCUGAAGAGUGGCCUUGGGACGUUGUUGUCGACCUUGCAGAGAACCCAGGUUGGUCAAAGUAUUUUGAAACACAGACAGUCGUGAAAUGGCAGCUUAGUCAUUACUUAACAAGAUCAACUUUCUGGGAGUACAAGAAACAGCCCUCCGCUUCCUAA
This is a messenger RNA of Bipolaris victoriae FI3, 744 nucleotides long. RefSeq lists its product as hypothetical. The transcript has 3 exons. The coding region runs from base 1 to 744 and encodes 247 amino acids. NCBI's taxonomy places the organism in Eukaryota, Fungi, Ascomycota, Dothideomycetes, Pleosporales, Pleosporaceae. The record is from RefSeq and is a predicted model, not a curated record.